Racocetra persica is the source of this 296-nucleotide messenger RNA. NCBI's taxonomy places the organism in Eukaryota, Fungi, Glomeromycota, Glomeromycetes, Diversisporales, Gigasporaceae. The record is from the annotation of a GenBank genome assembly.
AAUUCAACAAACAAAUAUAUAAAAUGACAACUUCUGAUAUUGCUAAAUAUUCUUAUUUGCAUUUAUUUGAAGAAAAAUAUCAUUCAAUAAUUGCUUUAGAAUUAAAAGAAGGUCUAACAAUUAGAAGAACAACAGAAAUUGCUUUACAAAAUAUAGAGAUAUUAAAAAAAAAUAAAGUUUGUUGUAUGAAGUUUGAUGAAAUUCAAGCAAUUAGGAUUUUUCAUGAAUGGGACGAUGAUGGUGGUGAAUUAUUUGGUGUUAAAGAAUUGUUCUUUUAUUUAAGACAAUAUUAUUAG